UGAGGAGGCGGGAUCGACCCGUCCCGGCGAUCCGGAGCCGCGCGAAGUGCUGUGCUCGGGAGUGGGAGCCGGAGCCGGGCAGGGAGAGCCCCAGCGUUGCUGCCAUGUCCCACUCGGUGGUCCUGCGUGGUCCUUCGCCCUGGGGGUUCCGUCUGGUAGGCGGCAAAGACUUCAGCGCCCCGUUAACCAUCUCCAGGAUUAACCCUGGCAGUAAAGCUGCUGUGGCCAACCUGUGCCCAGGAGAUGUCAUUCUGGCAAUUAAUGGGGAACACACAGAGAACAUGACCCACCUGGAGGCACAGAACAAGAUCAGCUGCAUGGACCAGCUGCUGCUCUCUGUCAACAGAGCUGAAGGGAGGAGCUGGUCACCACCUCUCCUGGAAGAUGGGAAAGCUCAGGCGUAUCGGAUCAACGUUGAGCCAGAGCCCCAGGACAAUGGACCUGCCCAGGCCCGGAGAUCAAUGCCCCCCCUGGACAAGCAGCAGAUGCUGAGCAUGCAGCACCCUCACCCCCCCCGGCUCCACGGGACCAGCGGUUCCGAGUCGGCGCUGCCAGCCCAGCUCAGUGGGCUCCACAUUGCUCCCCCCACCAGCCUCGACCCCUUCAAGUCUCUCCCCAGGAACAGGAAUGGGAUUGAUGUGGAGUCAGAUGUCUACAAGAUGCUUCAGGAUUAUGAAAAACCCAUUUCAGAACCCAAACAGUCCGGAUCCUUCCGGUACCUGCAGGGCAUGUUGGAGGCUGGGGAGAAUGGUGAGAAACAACUGGAGAGGCUGAGCAACCCCCGGCACAUCAAAGCUGGAGGCUCCAAGUUGGGCAGUGCCAUCCCUGGGCUGCAGCUGCUCCCCGAGUGCACCCGCUGUGGGAACGGCAUCGUGGGCACCAUCGUCAAAGCCCGGGACAAACUUUACCACCCCGAGUGCUUCAUGUGCGCUGACUGCGGGCUGAACCUCAAGCAGAGGGGUUAUUUCUUCAUCGAGGAGCAGCUCUACUGCGAGACACACGCCAAGGAGAGGGUGAAACCCCCCGAGGGAUACGACGUGGUGGCUGUCUAUCCAAACGCCAAAGUGGAACUGGUUUAAAAGCUGGCGCUGGAGAAGCCCUCGGGAUCCUCCUCCUCUUCCUCCUCUUCCCAUCCCUCCUCCUCCUCCUCCAGUGCUGGGGUUGGAAUCCACUCAACCUCCUCCCCCCUUCCAAGCCCCCAAGUGAAAAUGGGUUUUUAACUAGAG
Calypte anna (Anna's hummingbird) is the source of this 1226-nucleotide messenger RNA. It is a transcript of the gene PDLIM4, whose product is annotated as PDZ and LIM domain 4. Gene Ontology annotation, cellular component: stress fiber; Z disc; adherens junction. The record is from RefSeq and is a predicted model, not a curated record. Gene Ontology annotation, molecular function: muscle alpha-actinin binding; actin binding. NCBI's taxonomy places the organism in Eukaryota, Metazoa, Chordata, Aves, Apodiformes, Trochilidae. Gene Ontology annotation, biological process: heart development; actin cytoskeleton organization; muscle structure development.